This is a messenger RNA of Branchiostoma floridae (Florida lancelet), 2019 nucleotides long. RefSeq names its product geranylgeranyl pyrophosphate synthase-like. The record is from RefSeq and is a predicted model, not a curated record. Lineage: Eukaryota; Metazoa; Chordata; Leptocardii; Amphioxiformes; Branchiostomatidae. Gene Ontology annotation, molecular function: prenyltransferase activity. The transcript has 2 exons. The coding region runs from base 86 to 1015 and encodes 309 amino acids. Gene Ontology annotation, biological process: isoprenoid biosynthetic process.
GUUUGUUCUACUCUACUCUAGUGUCGUAAACUACAGUAUUUCCAACCUGAAGCAGCAAGUCGCAAGUCGAGAAACAGCUUCAGCCAUGGCGACGAAAAAGCCCAACGUUUUAUCUGAGAAGGGGGAGGUGGAAGAACGGAUUCUGAUGGAACCUUAUGAGUACGUCUGUCAGGUUCCCGGGAAACAGAUCAGGUUGCAGCUGAUUGAAGCGUUCAACUACUGGCUGCAGAUCCCACAGGACAAGCUGCAGACUAUCAGCAAUGUCGUGCAGAUGUUACACAACGCCAGCCUGCUCAUCGAUGACAUUGAGGACAACUCCAAACUAAGGAGGGGCAUCCCUGUAGCACACAGUAUCUAUGGCACUGCUCACACCAUCAACUGUGCCAAUUAUGUGUACUUCAAAGGACUAGCAACAGUACUGAUGUUAAACCACCCCGAAUGUACCCGCAUUUUCACCGAACAGCUUUUGGAGCUCCACCAGGGCCAGGGGAUGGACAUCUACUGGAGGGACACCACCACAUGUCCCAGGGAAGAGGAGUACAAGGUCAUGGUCAAGAAGAAGACAGGGGGACUGUUUGGGCUGGCAGUGAAGCUGAUGCAGUUGUUUAGUGACAACAAGAGUGACUUUGUCCCGCUGUCCGACACGCUCGGCCUGUACUUCCAAAUAAGGGAUGACUUUGCCAACCUCAUGUCCAAAGAGUACACAGAGAACAAGAGCUACUGCGAGGAUCUGACGGAGGGAAAGUUUUCGUUCCCGAUUAUCCACGGAGUCCACCAUGAACAGGGCACCACGCAAAUUCUCAGUAUACUCCGCCAGAAGACCAAUGAUGUAGAUGUGAAGAAGUACUGUGUGGAUUACUUAGAGAAGUUAGGUUCAUUUGAGUACACCAAAGAAGUGUUAAGGGAGCUUGAGCAACAAGCGCUGCAGCAGAUCCAAGACCAUGGGGGGAACCCGUACCUGUCUGCCAUGAUGGUGGAGCUGUGUAAGGUGCACAAGCAGCCUGCAUCGCAGUAGUGGGGCAAGCUUCUGCUGAUGUGGACAAAAAUUGGUGUCACAGAAAGUAGAAAUGAAUACUGGGGAAUCAUGAUUUUAUGCUGUCAUUCCAAAAGUAAUCUUUCAACACAAUGGCAAUGAUGCUACAUUGUAUAUGCCCAUAAUGACAUGUACACUUUUAAGGUGCACCUUUGUCAGUAGACAAGCUGUAAACUAGUUCCUAAUUUCAUGGUUGUGAGAACUUGUGGGUGAUUUUAUUGUUGUUUCCAUUGCCUCAUAUCACAGUUCUCUACAAUCAAAGUAAGUAUCAAUGACUGCAGACAUAUGUAGAUAUAUGUGUACUAAAGAUAUACGCCCUUCUGAUGUUAUUGAACUUAACAAAUCAUACCCAGUUUUUGAUUCCCGCUUCCCAGUUAUUACUACUAGUAUGAUACUAGUAAGUAAAUUUCCAUACCUGAUGUCACGGGACACGGCAGCAAGUUCAGGACCUGGCAGUACGGCAAACCUUAUGAGAAGCAAAAAUUUAUGACUUGCAAUUGUAUUUGUAACAAUCAUCAUGCAUUGUUUCUCGAAAGGACGUUACAGCGCGAGCCUUGGUGCCAGACUCUGAACUGGCUUCUGUGUUUCUUGUGACAUCACAGAUGAAAAUAUUCAGGGUUUUUAUUAAUUUUUCAUCUUGUUUCAUUGAUUAUGCAAAUAAGGAUGUAAUUAGCGUAAACAUGUGUCACAUGUACCAGAAUCUGUUGUAUAUGUGAAAGUCUGUUCCUUUGGCAGAAUUUCAUUUUAUGAAUUCUACAAUCAAAACUGUAUACUACUACUUCUACUAAAUACAAAUGACUAUCAUUGGCCUCCAUCUGUCUAAAGAGACGAUGGGUUUGGGUCAUGGUCGACAUCUUCUUUGGUGGCUGAACAAGCCGAUUCUGGAAUGACAGUCUCUGCCGCAUCCUGCACAUUUGAAGGUGUUUGUGAUGGUAUAGGCUGUCUUCUGACGGCCAACAGGCUGAAUAAAAGGUCAGAAACUUGAA